AUGAGCUUGGAUAUUGGCAAAUCAGUUGUCUGUCUUGUUUACCAAAGAUAUCCUACCGCCUUCCAUUACUGUUCCAGGUGCAAUACGGACUAUACUACCUGUACAUAUCUUUCUAUAUGUGCAGUAUGUCUCCCCGAAAUAGCCGAAAAGCAGUCGCAGAAUUGGACAAGUGGGAACGCUGAUGUAGACAAUUUUAUAUUAGACGCUCAACGUAGCGCAAAAGCCAUCUCUGAAAUAAUUGAAUGGAUUCCAUACGACGAUUUUAUAAACGGAGAGUCAUUAGCAAGAGGCGGAUUUUCGAUAAUCUACAAAGCAACCUGGAAACAAGGACCAUGGACAACAAGGGUUAACGAAUACGAGAUACCGGCGUACUGCGAGCGUGAGGGUCCAACAGAAGUCGUACUAAAAGAAUUGAUCGGAUCUCAAAAUAUCUCAACAAGAUAUCUAAAAGAAGUACAAUUGUAUUUAUUGUUUAUAAAAAAGUAUAAGCACCAGGGACCUAGAGUGUAUGGUAUUACAAAAAACCAUGCUACUAAUAAUUUCGUGUUAGUCAUGGAGUUUAUACAUGGUGGAGAUUUAAGACAUCUUUUGAUAAAAAAUCCAAAGAAAUUUACUUGGGAACGGCGUAUAUCCUUUUUAUGCAAAUUAGCAUACCAGCUGCAAAGUUUACACAAGGAAAACUUUAUUCAUGGGGACUUUCACAGUGGAAAUAUCCUGUGUAAUUCAGAUGAGGAUUUUAAAAGCAUAUCAGUUAUAAUAACAGACAUGGGUUUAGCUGGUCCCUCUGAUACUGACAAGAAACACAAUGACAAUGAACACGAGGCAUUAUAUGGGGUAAUUGCAUAUACAGCACCAGAAGUUCUUCAAGGUCAACCCAAAUCCAAGGCGUCAGAUGUAUAUGCUUUUGGUAUAAUCAUGUGGGAAAUUUCAUCAGGAAAGCCAGCAUUUUAUGAAUAUGAUGACAUGGUCUGCUUAAAACUCAAUGUUUGUGGAGGAGUAAGACCAGAUAUUGUUUCUGAUACACCAGAUUGCUACAUAGAGUUAAUGAAGAGAUGUUGGGCACACGAUCCAAAAGACAUCGCAUCCGACAUUUCGCAAGAAGUUCGUUCAUAUAAGGUAAUCGAAGAAUUCACCGAAACGAAUUCACCCCCAAAAAACACCGAUGCCACUUCCAAUUCAACCGCAAAUGCAUCUCUCAAGCCAACCGCCGUGCUAGGAGUCACCACAAAGAAAAUAAAUCUACCAAUAUCAAAGCCCGUCUUAAAACUCGAUGACGACGAUUUAACAGAAGAGAAUCAGGACGAAAAGAAAAAAGAGGAGGAGAAAUCAAUGAAAAGUACAAACAAUAGUAGUCAAUGUGAGGGUGGAUUAGGGGUUGGGUCAAAUAAAAGAAAGUUUAUUAAAUAUUCAGAUACUUACAAACCAGGAAUGGUCCGCGUCGGUUCUAAAUGGGUCUAUCCGGAGGACGAGAUUACAGAUGGUGGGACAUGGGAACAUAAAAAGCGCGCUGAGGAAAUGAAAAGGACUGCUGAACAAGCAGCAAUAUUAACUCAACAAGCCGAAGUAAAACGAGCACAUCACAUAGCGGAUUUCCUUCCCAAAGAAGAGCUCGAAAAAUUCGAGCAAAAGGUCAAAGCCGUUAAAACUGGCACUCCCGAUCCUUUACACGAAGAUUAUGCACAGAAUAAGUUGGAUCAGAAUAAUAUCGGAUUUAAGAUGCUAAUGAAACAAGGAUGGCAGGCUGGGACGGGUUUGGGAAAAACGGGAGAUGGUGUUGUUGCGCCUGUUAACAAGGCUGAUUCUCGACCACAAGGCGCAGGUCUUGGUCAAGAGAAGCCAGAUGGUGUUGCUGAAGAAGACGAUGAGUUUGAGAUUUAUCAAGGGAAGAGAGAGGAAGAAGAAGAGCUUUCUGUUGUUUGGGAUGGUUACUUUUAUUCACGUCGAGGUAGUUGCGAUAUAUGGACUGGUAACAAUCCCCGUCGACCAUAUUAUUGA
This is a messenger RNA of Paraglomus brasilianum, 1995 nucleotides long. Lineage: Eukaryota; Fungi; Glomeromycota; Glomeromycetes; Paraglomerales; Paraglomeraceae. The record is from the annotation of a GenBank genome assembly.